Molecule: messenger RNA, 678 nt
Organism: Komagataella phaffii GS115
Lineage: Eukaryota; Fungi; Ascomycota; Pichiomycetes; Pichiales; Pichiaceae
Product: S-adenosylmethionine-dependent methyltransferase of the seven beta-strand family
Exons: 1
Coding region: 1-678 (225 amino acids)
Biological process (GO): methylation
Cellular component (GO): eRF1 methyltransferase complex
Molecular function (GO): S-adenosylmethionine-dependent methyltransferase activity; protein methyltransferase activity; nucleic acid binding
Source: RefSeq, a predicted model, not a curated record
AUGCUACCAACACCUUUGACCAAAGAUCUAGACUUUGAAAAGGUGUAUGAGCCAGCAGAAGACUCCUUUCUACUUUUGGACGUCUUUGAGAAAGAAAAGCCGUGGUUGGAAAGCUACAAGUGGAACUCAGAUGUCCCUCUCGUGGUGGAAAUAGGAACUGGAUCGGGAGUUGUAACCACAUUUGUUAAUCAACACAUAAUCCCUCAAGGACUGUUUCUUGCCACUGACUUGAACCCUCAUUGCUGUAAUGCUGUUUUAGGCACUCAUAAAAGGAAUAUUGGAAAGAAAGGUAAUUUACAGGUGCUUCAAUGUGAUUUGACAACGCCUUUAAGGAGAAACCAAGUUGAUGUCUUGAUUUUCAACCCACCCUAUGUUCCUUCGGAGACAGUACCAGAGGUAGCACGGGAUCCAGAUUCCGAAGAUUGGUUGGAUAUUGCACUGUUAGGAGGACCUACAGGUAUGGAUAUUACCGAAAAGGUAUUGGAUUCCUUAUAUGAUACCCUCAGUCGAAAUGGAGUGGCAUACAUACUCUUUUGUGCGAGAAACCACCCCGAAAGAGUUAUGGAAAAUUUUAAAGCCAAGGAGACUCAGAGAGGAAAUGGAUGGGAGAUUGAAUGCGUACAACAUCGUAAAGCUGGAUGGGAAGUGUUGACUGUUUGGAGGUUUAUUCGAAGGUAG